GCCGCCUGCGAGCACGGAGCCGGGCUGGGAGGGCUUAUGAUGUGAUGUGAUCUGAUAAUACGGGCGGCUGGCUGCAGUUACAGGAGGACUUGGCAAUUAUAAAGCGGCCGCUGACACCGGCCCAGCUCACUACUCCGUGUGUGUGUGUGUCGUCGGGGGAAAGGGAAGCGCAGAAGCCCCGGAGGCUGACCGAAGCGCUCCAUCUCUGCAGUGAUUUUCCAGUCAGCCAUGAUGUCCAUAAAAACUCCUCCCCUCUCCCGCUCUGGCUCCUCGCCCUCCACUGUGGGACUGGCGAAUCGCAGCGGGUCCUCCACCACCCCUCCGACCUCUCUCAGCCUUCGCUCCUCGUACAACCAGCUGCUUGGGCGAGAUGUCAUCAAGGAGUCCUUGGAAACUGGAAGUUCGGCCACCUUGCCGAAGAGCCGUCAGAGGCACACGAUGACCAGUGUGCGCAGCGCUUUGGGGAUAAGUGACAACUUGGUUCUGUCAUCUAAAAACCAAACUGUACCCAGAGGAAGGGGCCUCCCCACCAAGUCCUCCUCCAGCUCUGCCCUGUACUCCUCUUCUUCCUCUUCCUCACUGUUUAAUACGACUAACCCCAAACUGGCAAAGAAUGGGGCCAACAUGCAGAGACGAGCUGAGAGCCAGCAGCUGGAGCUCAGCAGGGCCAAUACAGAGGGCAAAAUUCACAACGAUCUCAUCAAUAAUCCCACUUCGGACUGGCUAGAAUUUGAGAAAGAUAACUCACAGCUGCCACCCUUUCGAAGAAGGACCAAGAGCUUCUUGGAGUACCAUGGGAAGGGCUGGGAUUUGGACCUUAACUGGGGAAACAAAGAGGACAAGGAGGAAAAGAAACAGCAGCUCUCCCCAGAGAAGGAACAGGUCAGCCCUGUCAAAGAGAGGGACAGUCAGAAGGAGGAGAAGCCCAGCAGCAAUCAGACCUGCCAGGAAGAGAAAGAGGAGGUGGAGCCCGUGGUGGAGGAGGACGAAGAAGAUGAUGAGCCCACACCAACACCAAGACAACCGUUGCUACCAGUGGUAGUUGAGGCCCCUCUUUCCUCCACCUCUUCUUCUUCUAGUAACAGCCCAGAGUGGGUUCCAGACAACCACAACCAUGUGCAGAAACAAGCUCCAGCCCAGGUCAAAGAGGAGCUCUGUGCCCAGGUUCAGACUUGCCCACGUAGUCCUGCAAAGCCUCCGCGAAGCACCCAGCCCAGGGUGAUCAAGGUGGAACUGCACCCCAACAACGAGAAUCAGUUUUUGCAGCAGUACCCACCCUCUUCCCCUAAACAGGCCAGAGCUGCAGAGAAGAAUCGGGUGUCCCCUCCUCAGUUGGCUCCUGAACCUGAAACCGGCCUCCCAAAAGUGGGCUUAAGAAUGGAUAUGACUCCUGACACUCCAUCAGAAGAUGAAGACUCCAGCUGGACCACCCUGUCUCAGGAGACGCCCUCUCCACAGACUCCACAGGAGACAGCAGAUGUAUGGGUUGAAGGGGAGCUGCCCCCAGGCUGGCGGGAGAUCUCAGACUCAUCAGAGGUCUAUUUUUGGCACGUGCCCACCGGCACUACGCAGUACGACCGACCCGUUGCUUCGAGCAACCAACACACCGCUUCUAGCAAUGACACUAGCAAUGACCCACAACAGGUCACACAGGACUCCCUCAAGCCACCCAAUGAGCGCCCCAGCAGCCUGAUAUCUGACAGCUCCGUGGAGCCAGUCCCCUCACCCUCUGGCUCCUCCCCCUCCCCGUCCUCCACCUCCUCUGCCCCCUUCAAUGACAUCACCGCUUCUGGACAAAAUCCCAACACCACCACCACCUGCACAGCCAACGAUCUGAAGGACUAUCCGGUCUAUCCUGAUCCCAGUCUUAAGGCAUUUGAAGGCGCAACCCUCCGCUAUGCUUCACUUAAACUCAACCCUCCAGCCCAGCUAGAGACAGUGGACCUCAACAGCACAUUCUCUGACCCAGAGGCAAUGUCAUUUCCAGUGCGAUCUCUGGGCUGGGUGGAGAUGGCAGAGCAGGAUUUGUGUGAAGGGAGGAGCAGUGUGGCCGUCCACCACUGUAUCAGACAGCUGUCCUACUGCAGGAGAGACAUACGAGACUCAGCCGGCGUCUGGGGAGAGGGAAAAGGGAUGCUUUUAGUGCUUCAGGAUCGCAUGUUAACUCUUGUUGACCCCGAUGAUCGCAGUUUGCUCCACUCUCAGCCAAUCAGCAGCAUCCGUGUGUGGGGCGUUGGCAGAGACCAUGACAGGGAUUUUGCCUAUGUGGCCAGAGACAAAAACACGCGGGUGUUGAAGUGCCACGUGUUCCGAUGUGAUACCCCUGCCGCAGCCAUCGCCACAAGUCUCCACGAAAUCUGUUCCAAGAUCAUGGCUGAGAGGAAAAGUGCCAAAGCUGCAGCUGGCAGCUCCUCCCAGAACGGCUCCGACGUACCCCUGCAAGAGUUUCCCAUGCCAAAGACUGAGUUGGUGCAGAAGUUUCAUGUGCUCUAUCUUGGAAUGACAUCUGUGACUCGACCCAUAGGUAUGGACAUCAUAAAUGGAGCCAUAGACAGCCUUCUGACCUCUACAGGCAAAGAGGACUGGAUUCCUGUUAUACUGAGCAUUGCUGAUACCACUGUGGCAGUCAUCAAAGAAAAGGAGGAGGAAGAGGAGGUACUGGUGGAGUGUCGUGUCCGUUUUUUGUCCUUCAUGGGCGUGGGACGGGAUAUUCAUUCAUUUGCCUUCAUUAUGGACACUGGAAACCAGCAUUUCCAGUGUCACGUGUUCUGGUGUGAACCCAAUGCAGGCAGUGUAUCUGAGGCUGUGCAGGCAGCAUGUGUGCUUCGGUACCAGAAGUGCCUGGUAGCACGACCGCCCUCUCAGCGUGCUGGCUCUUCCUCCUCGCCCUCUGCAGACUCAGUGACCCGGCGGGUGACCACCAGCGUGAAACGUGGCGUCCAGUCUCUCAUAGACACUCUGAAACCCAAGAAACAGCCAUCAGAACUCCCCCAGCAAUGACCGUCACCACUGACCACUGCACCCCUCCCCAGCCUGAAAGCCACUCACACUUUUGCCACAACAGCACUUAAUCAGUACCAGCCAUGGUAACCAAUGAUGUACAUACAGUAUAACAAACAUCACCACAAAUUAAAGGAAAGAAGAAAAAUUCUUGAAAAUGCCUGAUGAUUAAAAAAAAAAAAGAGAAAAUUCAUCUGUUUUGUGUGAAGGAAUGGAAAAGCUGGUAUCACUGGUUGAACUUUGACCUUUGAACUUUGUCCAUGUGGAACCUAAUUCGUCCUGUAUGCGGAAUUCUGAGAUAGAUGGAUUACUUGAUCAUGCACUAUACAGACAGGAUAUAGGAUUUCCAAGAAGAUGAAAAGAAAAUCACAUUUCUAUUUAAAGACUAGCAAUGGAGCCCCUCGUCGAUUUACUCAUUUUUCUUUCCAUUUCUGUCCCCUUCUGAACUCCUGGACUGGAUGAGCUGCUGUAGCCUCCCAGGAUUGCGGUCAUGGAUAUUUGACAGAUGAAUGAGUAAAGCACCAAGAUCCAGCAGCUACCCACCAAGUGGCAUAAAAACAUUUCAAUCCCAUCAAUGAAUGAGAAAACUUUAAAAAAAAAGGCAAAAAACUUGCCAUCUCCUUUAAUGACGAAUGAAGUGAUUGUAAUAAUCAAGCGUAUGUAAAUGAUUGUAUGUAGGAAGAGAUCAUUUAGGGCAUAAACCUUAUGCAUACUAGAGUGACGUAAGAUAUUGGUGAAAAAAAUCACAGAAGUGGGGUUUGAUUUUGCAUGUUUCCUUGAUGGAGUUUGUUUUAUCUUGAUGAUUUGCGGGUCUCGAUGGGAAGACUGGUGAACACACAGAAAACUAGAUGCUCUCAGCACAAGUCAUUUCCACUUGACCAUAACUGGAUUGACACACUGGCACAAAAAAAAACAAAAAAAAAAAUCUGGCCUUUCACCAAACCUAAUUGAAAGGUUACUUUCUGUCUAAUUUACAAACACACUAUUUUAAUGACUUUUGCUUUUCCGUCUUCAAAGAAUGGGCACAUCAACAAAAGAAUGUUUUAAUGUAUUUUGCAGCUUUUUUUUUUUUUUUUGUGCAUAUGUUAUAGAAAAGGAAUAACGUAGUGCUUCUUUUCAACUUUACAAAUUCCUCAGGAAUCUUUAUGGCAUAUACCUGAAAUUUAUGUAGAAGCGAGAAACUCCACUUGACUUGGCAGAUGUGAAAGCGUGUUCGCUGUGCUUGGACAUGAAAAAGCUCAAAUUUGUGCGAUAACCUAAGGAUAAAUUCAGUAAAUCCAGCCAGUGUACUCCCACUCACAAAUAUUCACACACAAAUAUGCACAUUUAGCAGUAAAAAAAGAAAGUCAGCUGUCACUGCUGUCAAAAGUUUUUUCAGGGCUCCUUUGGCCCGGGGCCACCACCUGCACUCAGUGUGAACUCUGUGAAUGCAGUCUGAUCUAAAUGAAAACCACAUUAAACAAACUAGAGAGAUGCUAUAAAUCAUUUCAUUUCUGCUCUUCACCCAUCUCCACACCAUGUAAAUGUAAUCUGUUGUGACA
Messenger RNA from Archocentrus centrarchus (flier cichlid), 4541 nucleotides. It is a transcript of the gene apbb2a, whose product is annotated as amyloid beta (A4) precursor protein-binding, family B, member 2a. Lineage: Eukaryota; Metazoa; Chordata; Actinopteri; Cichliformes; Cichlidae. Gene Ontology annotation, cellular component: nucleus; cytoplasm. The transcript is spliced from 14 exons. The record is from RefSeq and is a predicted model, not a curated record. Gene Ontology annotation, biological process: regulation of DNA-templated transcription. The coding region runs from base 229 to 3000 and encodes 923 amino acids. Gene Ontology annotation, molecular function: amyloid-beta binding; transcription factor binding.